Messenger RNA from Ceratosolen solmsi marchali, 1929 nucleotides. RefSeq names its product Nucleolar complex protein 3 (gene Noc3). NCBI's taxonomy places the organism in Eukaryota, Metazoa, Arthropoda, Insecta, Hymenoptera, Agaonidae. The coding region runs from base 1 to 1929 and encodes 642 amino acids. Gene Ontology annotation, molecular function: chromatin binding. Gene Ontology annotation, biological process: DNA replication initiation. The transcript is spliced from 9 exons. The record is from RefSeq and is a predicted model, not a curated record. Gene Ontology annotation, cellular component: nucleolus.
AUGCGCUCUCAGGCCCACCAGGCCGAAGACCGUUCGUUCACCUCUCCAAUCCGUUUAAUUACGCUAUCAAUGGCAGAUAACAGUUAUCAAAUAGUCGACUAUAACUACCUAUUAUUAAGUGCUUUCAAAAUUAUUCAUCUCAAUCCUACUAAGUACUUAACAACAUUGGAAUUAUUAACAUGUCGCGAACAAAGACUUAAAUUAUUGCGAUAUGAAAUCGGUAUUUUAUCUAGUGAAAUUUUAGAAUCUCCUGAAAAAAAAUCAAGAAAUUUAUUGAUGUUAUUAAAUUUCAUGGAUGAAAAAACUCCAGAAUCUUAUUUUACAAUACGCAAAUUAGCAACUGUAUCACUUUUAGAAAUAUUCAAAGAUGUAUUACCAUUAUAUAAUCUUAGAUUUUUAAAUACGAAUAAAAUAAAAGUAAAAAAAGAAACUCUGCGUCAACAAACUCAAGAAAUAACUAUUUUAACAUGUUACAAAAGAUAUCUUCAAAAGCUUGAAAAAAUGGCAGUUGUAAUAAAAAAUGAAAAACAUACAUUAUUUUUAAAAGAGGAAGAUAUCUAUUUAGCAUUUCUUGCCAUUAAUUGUAUGGCUCAUUUACUAGUUAAUCGACAACAUUUUAACUUUUCAUCAAAUAUAGCCAAGUUUUUAAUUCCAUUCUUAAAUUCUAAACAUCAGAACAUUAGAUGUCUUGUAUCCAUAUCUUUAGAACGAAUAUUCAAAGAAGAUAACCAAGGGGAAUUAUCUUUAACUAUUAUACGUCAUCUGUAUGAAUAUUUAAAAAAACAAACAAAUUUAGUAUAUGUAGAAGUGAUAUCAAUUUUGUUACGUAUUCAGAUAAAGUAUGUCAAAGUUAAUCAAAAUGAAGAUUUGUGUAAGUUGGGAAAGUUAUCUUUACCUAGAAGUUUAAAUGAAAAGGAAAAAAAAUGGAAACAAAAAUUAAAACAGAUUGAAAAAGAAAUAUUAGAAACAAAUAUAGUGUGUAACAAACAAAUUAAAAUAAAUUUUUUUAUAGAAAUUACAGAGUUAAUCUUUAAGAUAUAUUUUCAUACAUUGAGACAAUUUGGAAAUAAUCGAAUAUUAUCGUUCUGUCUAAAAGGGAUAUUAAUAUUUUUACCUUAUACCAACAUAUUUUUUCAACAUGAUGUAGUCAACGCCUUGGACAUUUUAUUACUAAAAAACAAUAUAUCUUUAAGAGAGAAACUUGCUUGUUUACAUGCAACUUUUAUUAUUUCUUCCCAUAAAUUAUCAUUAAUAAAUGCUGAUCUUAACAGGUUUUUUAUAUACUUUUACAAUAUUUUAAUUCAGAUUCAUAUUGGUAAAAGUCAUAACGAUAUUAAUACCGUCAUUAAAAUAUUAAUUCAUACUCUUUUAUAUAAACGUAAAUUCACAACUCAAAAUCGUUUACUUGCUUUUAUCAAAAGAAUUUCUUUAAUGACGUUAGUAUUGGAACAUAGUGAUGCUUUGGAAAUUACUUAUAUAAUUAAGAAAAUGAUAUGUAAUUAUGAAAAUACAAAUAUAUUAUUAGAUACCGAUUGUAGUAUUGGAGAAGGAAUAUAUUUAUCAGAAAUAAAUGAUCCUGAAUAUUGUAAUGCAUGUUGUACAUGCUUAUGGGAAAUUAUAGCUCUACAGCGUCAUUACCACAUUGCAAUUAAAAAUGUUACCAAUACUAUAAUGUGUAAAUCUGGAUAUCACACUGUUUUACCAAUAGACAUUUUGAAAUUGUUUCCAGAAGAUGUACAUAAGGAUUAUAGAACAUCAAAAGGAUUAUUCAAACCAAUUACAUUUAUCCCAAAUAAUGCAUUCACAAAAACUAUUAAGAUAAACAAAUUUAUAAAUAAAUUUGAAAAACAAAUUCAAAGCAUUUAUAAUGACGUCCACAAGGCAUUCAUUAAGGAACACGCAUACCUGGAAAUCUGGCUAACUGCUUAA